This is a messenger RNA of Camellia sinensis, 396 nucleotides long. The record is from RefSeq and is a predicted model, not a curated record. NCBI's taxonomy places the organism in Eukaryota, Viridiplantae, Streptophyta, Magnoliopsida, Ericales, Theaceae.
AUGGGCCGAAUGGAACAGAUGUUAGCAGCGUUGACUGAAGCCUGGACACAACAACAGAGACAACAACCUUUGCCUCCUCUGCCUCCACCGGCAAGAGCCAAGGUAGAUAAUGCUGACAUCAUCAAUCUGACACAGAAAUUUAUGAAAAUGAAACCACCAACGUUGUAUGGUGGAAUCGAACCUUUAAAAGCAGAGACGUGGCUACUUGAAAUGGAGAAGUUGUAUGACGUGUUCCCUUGUACCGAAACUCAGAAAGUCCUCCUAGCCACCUACACUUUGAAGGAUGAAGCUCGCAGGUGGUGGUUACUGAUCCGAAAUGGCAAUGGAAAUAUUACAUGGGCACAGUUUAAUGUUAUCUUCUACGACAAGUACUUUUCCCAAUGUUUCAGGGAUUGA